CUACGGAGAGAGGGUGUUCUUUAAAAAAUAAUAAAAAUAAAAAGUGGGUCCCACGCCACGUGUCGGGAUGUUGUCAACACGUGUCACCUGGAGGGCUCUCCUCCUCUGCGCUUCGUGACACCUGCGUUACACGGUCGAGAUCCGAAGCGAUCGAGAAGGGUCGUGGUGCACCCUUUUUAGAUGGUGACGAGUUAGCGGGAGAUUAGUACGUCGUUAAUUGUUGCAGAGAGAGAGGGAGAGAUAAGAGUAAGGAGCUCGAUCAUUAGGAGGAAGAAGAAGAGUUGUUGUAGUAAUGGCAAUGGCACAGACGAUGAAGGCGCACGGGCAGGCGGACCGGCAGUACUACAAACUGCUGAGCGGCCACACCAUCCCUUCCAUCGGGCUCGGCACUUGGCGGGCCGGCGAGCAAACCUGUCAGGCCGUCUGCACCGCUCUCACUGAGGCGGGGUAUAGGCAUGUGGACACAGCAGCUGAGUAUGGAGUGCAGGAAGAGGUGGGGAAAGGUCUCAAAGCCGCAAUGGAAAAAGGAAUAGAUAGAAAAGAUCUGUUCAUCACUUCCAAAAUAUGGUGCGCAGAUUUGGCUCCAGAUAGAGUAAGAAAUGCGCUGAAGAAGACGCUUGGGGAGCUACAACUAGAUUACCUUGAUCUUUACCUGAUACACUGGCCCUUUCGCUUGAAGGAUGGCGCCAAUAGUCCUCCUGAGCCCGGGGAUGUACUAGAAUUUGAUAUGGAAGGGGUGUGGAGAGAAAUGGAGAAAUUAGUGAAAGAUGGACUUGUUAGGGACAUUGGUGUGUGCAAUUUCACGGUUAAAAAGCUCAAUAGGUUACUCCAAUCUGCGCAGAUUUUGCCCUCAGUGUGUCAGAUGGAGAUGCACCCAGGCUGGAGGAAUGAUAAGAUGGUCGAGGCAUGCAAGAAGAAUGGUAUCCAUUGUACUGCUUACUCACCUUUAGGAUCUAGUGAGAGGAACCUCAUAGAUGAUCCAGUUGUUACCAGGGUCGCGAAUAAGCUGAAUAAGACCCCAGGACAGGUACUGGUAAAAUGGGCUCUUCAGAGGGGCACAAGUGUCAUUCCAAAGUCGAAGAACCCCGAAAGGAUUAAGGAAAACUUUCAAGUAUUCGGAUGGGAGAUCCCCGAAGAGGAUUUCCGGGCUCUGAGCAGCAUGAAAGACCAGAAAAGGGUACUGGAUGGAGGAUUUCUCUUUGUGAACAAGACGCACGGCCCUUACAGGAGUGCGGCGGAGAUAUGGGAUAACGAAGAUUAAGACUCUUUAGUUGGGUCUUUGAUGCUUUUCUUCAGUAUGAGACUUUUAAACAAAUAAAGUUUCUGAUGAGGGUGCGGCGGCAAAUAUUUGCUUCCAUGUUGGAACUUGCCUGCAGUAAAUGUUUCGCUUUCGUGUUAUAUUUUGCCCCAAAGUUAUCUUCUUUUCCGUGAAAACUGUGAUGUGUAUGAUGCUAGUUAUAAUAUAAGAUGAGUUGAGCUGA
Molecule: messenger RNA, 1481 nt
Organism: Ananas comosus (pineapple)
Lineage: Eukaryota; Viridiplantae; Streptophyta; Magnoliopsida; Poales; Bromeliaceae
Product: aldose reductase
Exons: 9
Coding region: 293-1261 (322 amino acids)
Cellular component (GO): cytosol
Molecular function (GO): aldose reductase (NADPH) activity
Source: RefSeq, a predicted model, not a curated record